CCACCCCGGCCCGGAGCCCGCGUCCCCGGCCCGCGCCCCUCCCCAGCCGGGCCCCGCCGCGCCCCCCGCUCUGAACCCGAGGCACCACCGUGGAGCUCCGGCGCUGCCGCCCCGAAACUUUCACGGCGAGCGGGAAAUAUGGGAUGUAUAAAAUCAAAAGGGAAAUCCAAUCUGAAUGGCGAUGAAAUAGAUUUGAAGACUCAACCAGUACGUAAUACUGACCGAACUAUUUAUGUGAGAGACCCAACGUCCAAUAAGCAGCCAAGGCCAGUUCCAGAAUCUCAGCUUUUACCAGGACAGAGGUUUCAAGCUAAAGAUCCAGAGGAACAAGGGGACAUCGUAGUGGCCUUGUACCCGUACGAUGGCAUCCACCCGGAUGACUUGUCUUUCAAGAAGGGAGAGAAGAUGAGAGUCCUUGAGGAACAUGGAGAGUGGUGGAAAGCUAAGUCCCUUUCAACCAAGAGAGAAGGCUUCAUUCCCAGCAACUACGUGGCCAAGGUCAACACCCUGGAAACGGAAGAGUGGUUUUUCAAGGACAUAACCAGGAAAGAUGCAGAACGGCAGCUGCUGGCACCAGGGAACAGCCCGGGUGCAUUUCUCAUCAGAGAAAGUGAAACCUUAAAAGGAAGCUUCUCUCUGUCUGUCAGAGAUUUUGAUCCUAUGCAUGGUGAUGUUAUUAAGCACUACAAAAUUCGAAGUCUGGACAAUGGAGGUUAUUACAUCUCUCCACGAAUUACUUUUCCCUGUAUCAGUGACAUGAUUAAGCAUUACCAAAAGCAGGCAGAUGGCCUGUGCAGGAGACUGGAGAAGGCAUGUAUCAGUCCCAAACCGCAGAAACCGUGGGAUAAAGACGCCUGGGAAAUCCCCCGCGAGUCCAUAAAGCUGGUGAAGAAGCUCGGUGCAGGACAGUUUGGGGAAGUCUGGAUGGGUUACUACAACAACAGCACGAAGGUGGCUGUGAAGACCCUGAAGCCAGGCACAAUGUCUGUGCAAGCCUUCCUCGAGGAAGCCAAUCUUAUGAAGACGCUGCAGCACGACAAGCUAGUGAGACUGUAUGCGGUGGUCACCAAGGAAGAACCUAUCUACAUCAUCACCGAGUACAUGGCCAAGGGCAGUUUGCUGGACUUCCUCAAGAGUGACGAAGGAGGCAAAGUGCUGCUCCCAAAGCUCAUUGACUUUUCUGCCCAGAUUGCAGAGGGCAUGGCCUACAUAGAGCGGAAGAACUACAUUCACCGCGACCUGCGAGCGGCUAACGUCCUGGUCUCGGAGUCACUCAUGUGCAAGAUUGCAGAUUUUGGCCUCGCUAGAGUAAUCGAAGACAACGAAUACACAGCACGGGAAGGUGCCAAGUUCCCUAUUAAGUGGACCGCUCCGGAAGCAAUCAACUUCGGAUGUUUCACCAUCAAGUCCGACGUGUGGUCCUUUGGAAUUCUCCUGUAUGAAAUUGUCACCUAUGGGAAGAUUCCCUAUCCAGGGAGAACCAAUGCGGACGUAAUGACCGCUCUGUCCCAGGGCUACCGGAUGCCCCGCAUGGAGAACUGCCCAGAGGAGCUCUAUGACAUCAUGAAAAUGUGCUGGAAGGAAAAGGCAGAGGAGAGGCCGACGUUUGAUUACCUACAGAGCGUCCUGGACGACUUCUACACGGCCACGGAGGGGCAGUACCAGCAGCAGCCCUAGCACCGGCGGACUCUCCAUCCUCCGGAGACGCUUGCCUGGCUAGCGGAGAAGAGUGGCCGUCCCUGGAGCUCCAGUUACCUCAUGUGCUAACCCAGCACCUCCGGCUCCCCAAAGUAGAGGCUCCAUUUCUCAGGAAGAGCAACCUGGCCCCAGGAAAGUCCUCCGUUCUCCUAGACUUACGGCCACUGGAAUGAGCCUGGAUUGCACCUCAUCUGAUCAUCUGGCUUUGUGCGACCAACAUCGAAUGCAACCUCUACAGAGGAAAACAUUCUCUCCAGCUGUGCUCCCGGCCUGGCCCAGUGUUCACACCCGGAAGUUUGACCCAAAGACCCAGAGUCUGUUGCAUCAAAUCUAUGAUAAUGGAAUUUAACUCAUUUAUAAAGCAAAAAAAAAAAAAAAAAAAAAAAAAAGAUAACCAGAUACGUAGCAUGACACUGCAUUUUCUCUAUGCUUUGACUUACUUUGAAAGAUUACUAACCCAACCUGUUCGAUUUUACAGGUGAGAUCAGCGUCUUAAAAUUGCCUCUCCCAGAUUCCAGUGUUUCUGUUUUAGGGGUGCUGUUUCCCACCUCUCACAAUCUAAGACCCUCAACACGCUCUGAUUAGUUUCACUGCUCAGGCGACAGCCAGACUGACACAUGUGGCCCUGUGGGAGCAUGGCUUGUGGCACAGGAAGGGGAGCCUGACCCCUGAGGGUGCGGCCCUCACCUCCCAGGGACUGAAGAGCCAGGAACCCCUCGGCCUCAGUGGAGUAUUUUUAACUGCCUAACCUUUGUAAUUCCGAGAUUAUUCACUUUGUUUUUUGACAGUGUCAUGUGGAAGAACAAGAAGAUUCUAAUCUCUGCAGAGCCUUUCAGGCCUUUUUCUAAAACAAGCAUUUUCUUUUCGCUUCCAGUGGUUUGAACAUUAUUUUAAGAAUCAGAUAUUAAUUUUAGCUACACUCUAGAGUAAAAAUGCCAUAUUUUGGGCUAUUUUUGUGAUUCAACAAUCUUUUCUAAAUUGUAUGAGAUCUGUGUGAGACUAUUUAUACCCAAGGAUAUGAAGAAAAUAAAGUCAGGCAGCUCCUUGAGCUGCUGUGAUGAGAGCUGA
Molecule: messenger RNA, 2766 nt
Organism: Cavia porcellus (domestic guinea pig)
Lineage: Eukaryota; Metazoa; Chordata; Mammalia; Rodentia; Caviidae
Gene: Lyn
Product: LYN proto-oncogene, Src family tyrosine kinase
Exons: 13
Coding region: 139-1677 (512 amino acids)
Biological process (GO): negative regulation of B cell proliferation; neuron projection development; cell surface receptor protein tyrosine kinase signaling pathway
Cellular component (GO): extrinsic component of cytoplasmic side of plasma membrane
Molecular function (GO): signaling receptor binding; non-membrane spanning protein tyrosine kinase activity; ATP binding
Source: RefSeq, a predicted model, not a curated record